Messenger RNA from Vigna angularis (adzuki bean), 2059 nucleotides. RefSeq names its product very-long-chain aldehyde decarbonylase CER1. Lineage: Eukaryota; Viridiplantae; Streptophyta; Magnoliopsida; Fabales; Fabaceae. The record is from RefSeq and is a predicted model, not a curated record. The transcript has 10 exons. Gene Ontology annotation, molecular function: oxidoreductase activity; iron ion binding. The coding region runs from base 53 to 1939 and encodes 628 amino acids. Gene Ontology annotation, biological process: lipid biosynthetic process.
ACACACAAAUUUUUAGUGCUCCUUCCUUUUCUUACCCUAAACUAUUCCAAACAUGGCUUCAAAACCUGGAAUACUCACCAAUUGGCCAUGGAAGCCUCUCGGGAGUUUCAAGUGGGUGAUUUUGACACCAUGGAUUGUGCACAGCACUUACUCCUUCAUAGUGAAUGAUCCAAAGAAGAAAUACCUUGCUUACUUCCUCAUCUUCCCCUACAUGUUGGUCAGGAUGCUGCAUGACCAAAUUUGGAUCACACUUUCCCGCCACAGAACGGCCAAAGGGAAAUCCAGAAUCGUUGACAAGGCCAUUGAAUUCGAACAAGUUGAUCGAGAAAGCAACUGGGAUGACCAGAUCUUGUUCAAUGGGAUAUUGUUCUACGUAGGUUAUAUGUUAAUUCCAGAAGCUUCUCAGAUGCCCUUGUGGAGAUUGGAUGGUGUGGUUAUCACUGCUCUUUUACAUGCAGGACCAGUGGAGUUUCUGUAUUAUUGGCUGCACAGAGCACUUCAUCAUCAUUUUCUCUAUUCCAGAUACCAUUCUCAUCACCAUUCUUCCAUUGUCACAGAACCCAUUACUUCUGUGAUCCAUCCAUUUGCAGAACACAUAGCAUACUUUUUGUUAUUUGCCAUUCCACUCUAUUCAACAGUGGUCACAAGAACAGCUUCCAUAGCAUCCUAUGCUGGCUAUCUUGCAUACAUUGAUUUCAUGAACAAUUUGGGUCACUGCAAUUUUGAGUGCAUUCCAACCUCCAUUUUCUCAACAUUUCCCUUCCUAAAGUAUCUCAUGUACACUCCAUCGUUCCACUCACUGCAUCAUACCCAGUUUAGGACAAAUUACUCACUGUUCAUGCCAAUUUAUGAUUACAUCUAUGGUACGAUGGACAAGAGCACAGACAGCACAUAUGAAACAUCAUUGAAGAGACAAGAAAUUUCACCUGAUGUGGUUCAUCUGACACAUCUCACAACACCAGAAUCCAUUUUUCAUCUGAGGUUGGGAUUUGCAUCCUUAGCCUCAAAACCACAAUCUUCAACAUGGUACCUUUAUUUGAUGUGGCCUUUCACUCUUUCGUCUGUUCUUGUCACUUGGUUUUAUGCCAAAACCUUCGUCAUCGAGAGGAAUGCUUUCAAAAUGCUCAAUUUGCAAUCAUGGGUUAUUCCUAGAUUCCAUGUUCAAUACCUUUUCAAAUGGCAAAGUGAAACUCUUAACAAACUCAUAGAAGAUGCAAUACUUCAAGCAGAGUCAAGCAAUGCAAAGGUUCUAAGUCUAGGUCUUUCAAAUCAGGCAAAUUCACUGAAUAAAUAUGGUGAACUUUACAUCAAAAGGUUUCCUGAGCUUAAGAUAAAGAUUGUGGAUGGAAGUAGCUUAGUUGUGGCAAUUGUUCUUAAUAGCAUUCCUAAUGAAGCAAGUGAAGUUCUUCUUUGUGGAAAACCUAAUAAGGUUUCAUAUGCCAUUGCUACUGCUUUAUGUGAAAAGGGUACAAAGGUUACAACAAUGUACAAAGAUGAAUAUGAUGAUCUUGAAUUAAGACUCUCCAAGGAGUGCAAAAAGAACUUGGUUUUCCCAGGAUCCUACAAUGCAAAGAUUUGGCUUGUGGGAGACCAAUGUAACGAAGCAGAACAAAAGAAAGCAGCAAAAGAAUCAUUGUUCAUACCUGUUUCCCAAUUCCCUCCAAAGAAACUUCGUAAAGACUGCUACUAUCACAGCACACCAGCCAUGAUAGCUCCACCUUCAUUGGUCAAUGUCGAUUCCUGUGAGAACUGGCUGCCGAGGAGAGUGAUGAGCGCGUGGCGCGUGGCCGGAAUAGUGCAUGCCCUAGAAGGUUGGAACGUUCACGAAUGUGGAAAUUUCACGUUUAGCGUUGAGAAAAUAUGGCAAGCAAGUCUUCGACAUGGCUUUAGGCCAUUCAAGAUUAAUUCAUUUUCUUCAACUCUUAAUCAAUUGCCAUAAUAUAAAAUUCUCAAUUAAUCACUUUGUGAGUGUAUACAUAUGUAUCACUCAAUUAAUUAACUAGCUUAUAUAUGGUGUUGGAUGCAAUUAAUGUAUUAAUAAUAUCAUAUAUGUGUUUUA